CUGAAGAAAGAUUAUUAUUUGAGAAUGCUUUCUUAUGCAAUGGCGUCUCUAAGGGGUAGGAUCUUAAGCACAUUCUUCAUUUCAAGCUCUGCAAAUCACAUGUUUUUCCCUAGCUUCUCUCUGUAUGCCUUGUUCUUAUGCCUUAGCUUUACCUGCUGCUUUGCAAGAGACACCAUAACGUUUCACAAUCCCAUUAAUAGCUCGGGAGGGUCACUUAUAUCUGCCAGUGAGAAAUUCGAGCUUGGGUUUUUCACUCCUAACGGGAGCUCCCACGGGGAACUAUUCGUUGGCAUCUGGUAUUACGGCGUGGGACCACGGACAAUUGUAUGGGUUGCCAACAGAAAUAAAUCAGUGUCUAAUUCAACGACCUGGGUUUUUGGCAUUAGUAAUGAUGGUAACCUCAAGCUUUCUGAUGGAAGUAACCCUCCUGACACAUUGAUCGAUGAUCUUGAAGACAUUUCCGCUCCUUCUAUGAUGACGUUGACGCUCAUGGAUUCUGGAAACCUGGUUUUAAGGGAAGGUCGAGAUAAUGGCUCGGCGAAAGUGGUUUGGCAAAGUUUUCUUGAACCGACUGAUACAUUUCUUCCUGGCAUGCGGUUUAGUGAGAUCCUCAAGUUGACUUCAUGGAAAAGUCCACAUGACCCUGCCUCAGGAUCCUUCGUUUUCCGGCAAGAUGAAACAGGAGGAGGAAACGAAUACAUCAUCACUAACAACCAACCGAUACCGUACUGGAAAAGUGGAUUAUCUGGAAAAUUCAUUCCCAAUGAUGAAAUUCCGACUUUUAUUUCCCGUUUCUUGCUUAAUAAUAUCAGUCAGAGUGGUAUACCGAAAUAUUGUCCAUUUUCGAAGCAUAAUCGUACAAAUAUUCCGAGCCAUUGUAAUGGUACGCCACCCCAAAGCUACGACUACAACAACACCAGAUUAGUCAUGGGUUUCGAUGGAAAGUUGCGGUUUUUUAAACGGUAUAAUCAGAAGGAUGAGUGGUCGAGUAUCUGGUGGGAGCCAAUGGACAGAUGUAGCGUGUUUCAUGCUUGUGGCAAGUUUGGUAGUUGCAAUAACGAGAACAAGGUACCCUGCAAGUGUUUACCUGGGUUUCAACCACAAUCACCGGAUAACUGGAACAAUGGAGACUUUUCAGAAGGGUGCAGAAGAAAAUCUUCAGUAUGCAGCAAACACGUCCAGGUUGAGGAAUUCUUGAAAUUAAGCAAGAUGAAAGUGCAGAAGCCAACUUCAAUAUAUGCAGUUAAUGACAGAAAUGAAUGCCAGAGGAUGUGCCUUCAAAACUGCGCUUGUGAAGCUUAUUCAUAUACCGAAGUUGAAACCUACCUAAGGAAUCGUGCAAGUAGUUUUGCUUGCGGGAUUUGGAUAGAUGAUCUAAACAACAUUCAGGAGUCAUAUACAGAUGGGGGUCUUGACCUCUAUCUCCGUGUACAGCGUUCUGAAAUAGAAUCAGGAAACAGGACUUGUGAGACUUGUGGCACUAACAUCAUUCCCUACCCUCUUAGCACUGGAUUGAGUUGUGGUGAUCCAAUGUACUUCAGUUUCAACUGCCAAACUGAAACUGACAGUGCUGAGAUUAGCUUCAAUGCAAGUGGUCAACCCUACCGAGUUAGUAGCAUCAAUCCGAAGACACAAAGUUUUUCCAUCCAAGUUCAAAAUGCAGAAAAAUGUAGGGCAAGGGAUUCAAUGGAAAAACUUCUACAGCUUCCUGGGUCCUCUCCAUUUUUUGUGAGCAGUCCGUGCAAUGCUACCAAGGAUAAUUUUAGUACGGAUUCUUUAAGUGAAGAUAAAUGGUUUUAUGAAGUAGAAAUUGGGUGGAAGCUACCGUUAGAGCCAAUAUGUGGUUCGUCUGAAGACUGCGAAGAUUGGCCAAACUCAUCUUGCAUUGUAGCAGCCGAUGGGAAAAAUAGGUGCUCCUGCAAUCCAUCCUUUCAAUGGGAUCCAUUAAUAUGCAAUUGCAGUACAGAUACUUACUGGAAUCAACGCCGAGGACCUCUGGAGAAACAGAAGGCAAUAUACUUGAUCUUCCUUGGGGUCACUGCAGCCAUGCUGUUUAUCCUGUGCACUGUUUUUGCUUUGUACCAUAAGAGGAGAAGAAGAAUGAUCAAUGGACAAGGAAAUCUGGAAUUCAGCUUGUACAGCAGUGAGAGACGUGUUAUAGAUUUCAUAAAUUCAGGCGACUUCAGGGACGAUAACAAAACAGACAUAGAUGUACCAUAUUUCGAUCUGGAAAGCGUAUUAGUAGCCACAGAUAACUUCGCCGAAGCAAACAAGCUUGGACAAGGAGGGUUUGGGUCUGUUUACAAGGGUAAGCUUCCACGAGGACAAGAAAUUGCUAUAAAGAGGCUCUCGAGAGGUUCAGGUCAAGGCUUAGAGGAAUUCAAGAAUGAGGUUGUUUUGAUUGCCAAGCUUCAACAUCGUAAUCUUGUCAGGCUUCUGGGCUAUUGUGUUAAAGGAUAUGAGAAAAUGUUAAUCUACGAGUAUAUGCCCAACAAAAGUUUGGACUCCUUUAUAUUCGAUCGAACGCGAAGCGUGCUGUUGAAUUGGGAGAAGCGCAUUGACAUUAUUUUGGGGAUUGCUCGAGGGAUGCUUUAUCUUCACCAAGAUUCUAGGCUAAGGAUUAUUCACCGGGAUUUAAAAACAAGCAAUAUCCUAUUAGACGAGGAGAUGAACCCAAAGAUUUCUGACUUUGGCUUGGCAAGAAUUUUUGAAAGCAAACAAACAGAGGCGAGCACAGAAAGAGUAGUUGGGACCUAUGGUUACAUGUCUCCUGAGUACGCACUUGAUGGAUUUUUCUCAAUCAAAUCGGAUGUUUUCAGUUUCGGUGUGGUACUCCUUGAAACUAUCAGCGGAAAAAGGAACACUGGAUUUUAUCAAGCAGAACAACCCUUAAGCCUCCUAGGUUAUGCGUGGAGGUUGUGGGAAGAUGGCAAGGCUCUGGAUUUAGCUGAGCCGGCUUUGCGUCAAACCUGCAAUGCAAAUGAAUUUCUUAGGUGUGUUAAUGUUGGACUCUUAUGUGUACAAGAAGACCCCUGUGAUCGUCCCACCAUGUCAGAUGUGCUUUUCAUGCUUGGAAGUGAAACUGCAAGUUUUCCCAUUCCCGAACAGCCAGCAUAUGUUGUGAGAAGGUCUCUUUGCAGCUCAUCAGCUUCUUCUACCAAUAAACAGCAAUGGAAUUCAGAGCUUACGGCUAGUUUGGCAGAGGGCUGAUGAUUGUGAAUGCCUUCUUCUCUCCCUGUAGUUGUUACAAUGUCUCGAGUUCAUGAAAACCUAAUUCUUAUGUCCAAUUAUCAGAGUGAUUCAUUUGUAGUGUAAGAAUUUACUUGAAGUGCAUUACUCUGUUUGACACUUUAGUAUUCAGUAAAAUCCUUUCUCAAAAUUCAAAUAACUGCUUUGGCUAUUAUUUGUUGGAGGUAGGCUCUGCUUGCAAUACUCCUCAGCGGGAAUAGUUAGUUUUCAAUUUAGAGAAGUAGUGCUGUGUGCUAAUAACAUGUCUUUUACUUGGUGGUUAUCUAGUUUUUUUUUUUUUAUUUGGUGGUUAUUUGGUUUUUCAUGUUGGCCAUGCUUUGGCAGUUAAAGCAAAUGUAAGGGACAAGCCAUAAACUUAGUGGUGUGGUAAUGCCAAGUAGUGUUAUUUAUUUUUUUGUUAAUUUUAUUUGUUUAUUUUUAACAUUAUCUUUUGUAAGGCUAUAUAAGCCGU
This is a messenger RNA of Theobroma umbraticum, 3700 nucleotides long. RefSeq names its product G-type lectin S-receptor-like serine/threonine-protein kinase At4g03230. Lineage: Eukaryota; Viridiplantae; Streptophyta; Magnoliopsida; Malvales; Malvaceae. Gene Ontology annotation, biological process: protein phosphorylation; recognition of pollen. The record is from RefSeq and is a predicted model, not a curated record. Gene Ontology annotation, cellular component: plasma membrane. Gene Ontology annotation, molecular function: ATP binding; protein serine/threonine kinase activity.